Molecule: messenger RNA, 3984 nt
Organism: Pogonomyrmex barbatus (red harvester ant)
Lineage: Eukaryota; Metazoa; Arthropoda; Insecta; Hymenoptera; Formicidae
Biological process (GO): protein deubiquitination
Molecular function (GO): cysteine-type deubiquitinase activity
Source: RefSeq, a predicted model, not a curated record
UCCUAAGUAGAUUAGGGGGAUCGUAACGUUCAUCCUUUGGCCGACAGCCAAACUGCGCUGUGUACGUUACCUGUGCUCUGGAUGCCGGUCGGUCCCGAUAUCACGCUGCGAAUCUGAACCUCCGAGGAUUGGCAGCAUGUCUGACGCGACAAAUCUGUCGUAUACCUGUGUCAAUGAUCUCGUCCAAAAAGCCAAAAUCAAUUUCGCGGGGAAGGAGCCUCGUAGCGUGUACCAGAGGCUUCCCGCUAUGCGACAGAAAUGUGAUCAGGCAAGAAAGGAUGGGGACGACGAGAUCGCGUAUAUCAUGUUGAAAAGAUGGAUCGAUUCGGUCGAGUGGCUUAGGAGAACUCAUAACAAGAAUGGCAAGUUGAGUUAUGUCACGAGCAUGACUGUUGAUCAGAUAAAUGAAGCCAAAAACAUACUUGCAAACUUGAAGCAAAAAUUAGAGGUACGUUACGAGCUUAAUUCCAAGAAGCACAAUGAUAUAAUGGAAACAAUGGAGGUAGAAAUGGAUGAUUUUGAAGUGCCCAAUGGCGACAUUGGUUUAAAAUUGCCAGAAAUACCAACUGAAGAUCCAUUAUAUAUAAGUUUAUAUAGUGAUAGUGAUAAUGAUAAGUUUAUAUCAUGCGAUCAAUUGUAUUAUUUAAUACAAAAGAUAGGUGUUAGAUAUUUAAUUAUUGAUAUCAGGCAGAAGGCCCAUUAUGAAAGUUCCAAGAUAUUGUCUGAUAAAUGUAUUAACAUUCCACAGUCUGAAAUUAAAAAGGGGAUGCUGGCCUCUCAUUUUGAAAAAUGUUUUAUAAAAGAUAAGCAUUCACAUGAUUUGUUUAUUAAUCGUUCAAUGCAAUACGUGGAUGUUUUAGUCUUACUAGAUUGGAAUGCUACUCAAGAGACUUUAACACAGCCCUAUGCUCAUCUAAAUUUGUUGAAAGAUAUUUUUGAGAAAUGGGAUCCCGGUAAAAAGUACAAGAAAAUUAAGAUUCUAAAUGGAGGUUAUCAGGAAUGGUUGAAUCGGUAUCCAGCAUUUACAACAAAUCCAAAUAUUAAAAUACCUGAAUUCAACAACGUUGAGGAUGAUAUAUUGGAAUCAUUUGAAUAUCCAGAUUGGGUAAAUUCAGACGAGGAAGAUGAGAUUUUGAAAGAAGAACGAAGAAGAAAGAACAUAUUGAAUAAUUCGAGAAGGCCUAAUAAGGAUAUUGAUGUAGAAAUGGAUCAUGGUGAUAACAAAUCGACAAUCUCUAAGCAUGUCAACGCGAAUAGUAACGAUGUUAUUUCUUCGGCUAAAUCUAACAAUUUUGUUACUAAUGUAACAAUAUCAGUUGAUGAUAAACGACCAUUUCGGAGUGAUAAUUCAACUGCACAAUUAGAAACUUCAGAAAAUCCACCACCUCAGCAUAAAAUAUCAAAUAAAGUACCACAAAAUGAAGCGAGCGCAAAACCGGUAAUCGAUCGCAGCAAUAAACCGAUUACCUUGAAAACGUACGAUCCGCGAUGUAAGGAAGUAUUGAGGUUUAUGAAAGAAUUGAACGAACUGGCGAGAUCAAAAGCAAAACUUGCCAACGAAUUGUUGAGUCAGGAAUACGAGCUCUAUUCGCAACGUGAGGACAAAUAUAAUGCUAGUGAUGAGAAGUACCUACGCGCAGAAAUAAAAUCUUUGAAAGUUAAAUUGGAGGAUAUGCACAAAAUGUAUCUCAAAAUUGAAAACGAGUAUAAUACGUAUUUAAAAGAAGCAGAACCAAUUCAAUUUAAUUCUGUUGAUGACAAUGAAAAGAAGAAUUUUGAAUUUAUUCUCUCUUUAUUGAAGAAUGAAAUCAAAGAUAUCGAAACCAAGAGGAAAAAGUUACAAGAAGAUUUCUUACAAAGAGAACACAAGGAGAUACUGAAGCAAAAUGAUAACGAUAUUCACAAGGAACCUUUGAAGACGAAUAGUUCAUCCAUUAAUACUGGUUUAGAGCGUUCUUAUUCGAGUCCAAAUUUGUUGCAGUUGGGAGAUCGUAAAGCACCUCAGAUAGAUAGAACUUCUAAGCCACAUAUUUCGCCUCGCAAUCAGAAUGGAUUGGGAAUUGGGAAUGAGAACAUCAAAGUGUCUUCUCUUAGUUGGGGAAAUCGGGAGGAACGAAUGACCCCUAUUCACGGCACUGUUCAUCCGGGUAUAACUGGCCUGAAGAAUUUGGGCAAUUCUUGUUAUAUGAACAGCAUCAUACAGUGCUUAAGUAACACGACAAAUUUAACGAAAUAUUUUACUGACAAUUCGUACGCUGACGAUCUCAAUACGAGUAAUGAUAAUAUGACACAAGUCCAAGUGGCGGAAGAAGUAGCUCAAGUAAUUAAAGCUCUAUGGAGAGGCCAAUACAAAAGCAUAUCUCCUCACGAUCUUAAGGUUGCAGUUGGACAAUAUAAAUUGCAAUUUGAAAGUUACGAUCAACAAGAUUCUCACGAAUUCCUCACGUUUCUCUUAGAUUGGAUGCAUAGUGAUCUUAAAAAAGAAGCGAAGAUGCCGAUUGAAAUGACUAAUGCGGAGAAAGAAUGGGACAAAGCAAUGAGCUCUCAGAGAUCUAUAAUAUCAGAUUUAUUUUUCGGACAAUUAAGAUCCACGAUUACAUGUUCAUUUUGCAAGCAAGCGAGUACUACAUAUGAGACAUUUAAUAGUUUAACGAUGUCUUUACCUCAGUCUAAUCGAUGUACUUUAAAUGAUUGCAUGGAGAAGUUUGUGACGGGACAGAAAGUAAGCGGAUGGAAGUGUCCUAAGUGCCAGACACCUCGCGACGCAACCAAGAAGUUUGAUUUUGUUAAGCUUGCACCUAUUGUCGUGAUUCACUUGAAUCGUUUCGCCGAGAGCGGCGGAUGGUUGGAAAAGAGGAACACCGCCGUCGAUUUUCCUCUCACGGGAUUUAAUUUGAAGCCUUAUCUUGUCAUAGAAAAUUCAAAGGCGAUCGUAUCGAACAAUAUCCGUAAUUACAAUUAUAGUCUUUACGCGAUAUCGAAUCAUUAUGGUACAAUGGAUGGAGGUCAUUACACGGCAUACUGCAAAAACGCUACUCAAAAUAAAUGGUACAAGUAUGAUGAUCAAACUGUCACGGAAGUGUCGCCUAGCCAAGUGAAGUCUCAAAACACGAGUGCCUAUUUAUUGUUUUAUACAUCGUUUCCAAAUACGAUUAUGUAGUAUGAGGACACGGCCACGGAUGUGAUCAAGAUCCAAUUAUGACGAAAGUCUUCAGUGUGAUAUUACUUAAGGAAAGGAGUACACAGGAAUAUAUGAUCUUUCAACGCUAUGUAGAUAUUAUAAACGAUUAUAUUUUGUAUGAUAAAUUUCUCCUAUGCGCAAUUGUAACGGGACGCAAUUGUAUAGGGACUGUGACGGUAUUGAAAGCUAUCGGUGCUGGCGUUCAUUAAGAAUAUGUAAAUACGUAUUGCGAUAUCUGUGUAUUUCCAUCGCGCUUUGUCGCUUUAGAGAUAAAACAAGAUAUAGUUGCGCUCGAGAAUAUUUUAAUAUGUGUAUAGCGCUUUGUAUAAUUAUGUUAACAUAGAUACAUCAGAAUCAUAUAAUAUAUCCAUUUGAUAACAUUAUCUUGCAUUGUAUAAUUGUAUUCGGAUCAUUUGUAUAUGUAUCAUCGCUAUAUAUAUCAAAACGAAGCGAAGGGGGCUAUAGUUCCUUGCCUUAUGGAGCAAUUUAGACAAUAUUUUCGAGGAAUUCAGAUUUGGAAUCCAUCUAUUAAAAAUAUGUUCUGUUCAAUCAUAUUUUACACAAGUGAUUUUGACAGUCAUAAAUAGCGUUUAACAUGGAGGAAAUGCAUAUACCGUGUGCAAUUUAGAUCGAUUAGCAGCACACUAACUGCCUUCUUUGCUACGCUGCCAGUAUUGUUGCAAUGUACAAGCAUUUUGUACGUGAAACAAAACGCUUCUUUGAGACGUACACUUCUUAAAAACAGUUAGGAUUCCGUUAUAUAUAAAUUAUUAUGUAAAUUCACUGAUUUCGAGCAGUCCAAA